AUGUUGUCCAACACGCUUCAGCCAGCUAACCCGAUACCAGUGGUGCUGCCAGACCAGCGACUGCCAGUGCUCAAGCCUGACCCGCGACUGCCACAGAGGGCUGAGCUGUCCCAGCAGCAGGCAGAGGACAUAUCACUGCUAGACCCACAACCAGCACUGGGUCUGGGGGCCAGGCCUGUCCCUGCCACACUGCCUGAUCCAGCCCUGGAUCCACAGGCCAGACCAGAUCUGGGAUACCUGGCCGUGGGAUGCCGUGGGAUGGCCUCCUCCCCCAGCCUGGACAUCUCCCGCAGCACGGGCAUGGACCGCCCUGACUCCUGCUGGACAGCCCAGCCCAGCCCUGCCUCGCAGAUACUCUGCCUGUCUCUGACCCCCCGCCCCCUUUCUCGCCAGGUUCUGUCGAGUCUGCACCCAGACUGCGAGUACAUCUUUCAGCUGGAGAGGGAGGAACAGCGUUGUCUUCGAUACAUUGCAGAGCAGAACUACACUGGUAGCACCAGUGGUUGUCUAGCGUUCUGGGACUCUGUGGUGUGUUGGCCAUAUGCUGCGGUUGGGGAGACAUUCCACAUGGCCUGCCCUGCUGUCUUCUCUCUUUUUGGGAAUAACACAGGGUUAGUCAGCCGAAACUGCACUAGCAACGGAUGGUCUCAACCCUUCCCCCCGUACCACAUAGCCUGUAGUGUGGAUGACAACAUUCACAUUCCAGAGGAGUCAUACUUUGCCACGGUGAAGCUGAUCUACUCCAUUGGCUACGGCACCUCCCUGUUCUUCCUGUCCAUCGCCGUGGUGAUUCUGCUACUCUUCAGGAGGCUUCGCUGUGCUAGGAACUAUAUUCACAUCCAGCUGUUUGUCACCUUCAUGCUGAAGGCGAUGGCUGUGUUCAACAAGGACGCCAAGCUGUUCGCCAGCGAGGACACGGACCACUGCACCCUCUCCACCGCAGCUUGUAAAGCCUCAGUGGUGUUCUGUCACUACUGUGUCAUGGCUAACUUCUUCUGGCUCCUGGUGGAGGCCCUCUACCUCAACACCCUGCUCCUCUCCUCCUUCCACCACAGCCGCCGCUGCCUCUGGGGCUUUGGCCUGUUGGGCUGGGGUGUACCCAUUGUCUUCAUCGUCAUAUGGAUUGGGUCCAGGGUGUAUUUUGAGGAUACUGAAUGCUGGGACAUCAACGAGGACUCUCCCUAUUGGUGGAUCAUCAAAGGGCCAAUCGUGUUUUCUAUUGGGGUCAAUUUCAUCCUCUUCAUGAACAUCAUCAGAAUCCUGAUACAGAAACUGAACCCUCGCCUAAUCCAGUUCAACAACUCAGAUCAGUACAGACGGCUGACUAAGUCCACUCUCCUCCUCAUCCCUCUCUUUGGGAGCCACUACAUGGUGUUUAACUUCCUGCCUGAUUACUUCCAUGUUAGCGUGCGCCUCUGCAUCGAGCUCUGCAUGGGGUCCUUUCAGGGGUUGAUUGUCGCAAUUCUCUACUGCUUCCUCAACCAAGAGGUCCAGAAGGAGAUCCAUAUGAGGUGGCUGAGGUGGCAGGAUAACAGCUAUGGCGUGGUACUGCCCGGUGCCAAGGGUAGUCAGAUGGACACACCGUUCUAGUGCUCUUCAUCCACCUCUCCUCUUCCUCUCCAACCUCCUGUGUUUUUAAUGAGUGACUUUCGUCGAAAUUAAUGAGUGUCUUUCGUCGAGGGGUUGGAAUAAAGCGGAAGACAAGAUUCCAUUGGAUAUCUGUUUACAUUGGACAAUAAAGUAAUGUUCUUCUU
This is a messenger RNA of Oncorhynchus tshawytscha (Chinook salmon), 1754 nucleotides long. Its product is annotated as growth hormone-releasing hormone receptor. The record is from RefSeq and is a predicted model, not a curated record. Bases 1 to 1590 code for a protein of 529 amino acids. Gene Ontology annotation, molecular function: growth factor binding; peptide hormone binding; growth hormone-releasing hormone receptor activity. Gene Ontology annotation, biological process: cell surface receptor signaling pathway; adenylate cyclase-activating G protein-coupled receptor signaling pathway; positive regulation of cell population proliferation. The transcript has 15 exons. Gene Ontology annotation, cellular component: plasma membrane. NCBI's taxonomy places the organism in Eukaryota, Metazoa, Chordata, Actinopteri, Salmoniformes, Salmonidae.